AUGCCGAGUUCAAGGGAUAGUGUUUGCCAAGCUGAUUCGUUAUAUGUCGAGCCCAUUCCCCACAAACUAAGAAUGUUUUCAAAAAUCUCUCUCUUUCAACAAAACUUUACGUCGGUCAUCUUCACCACCACCAUCUCCCCUCCUUCAUCAUUCUUUCAGUGGGGUUUCUUAUUUUACCUCUCUCGCUCAAGAAUUCUCCUUCGGAAUGAGACAGCAGCCCUUAUAGCAUGCUCAUGGCACUGCAGCGGAUGGGGUAUUGGUGGGGUAGGGAGUGUUGCUGCUGAAGUGCUUACAAGAUGUGGUAUAGGUCGUCUUUUGUUGCAUGAUUAUGAAACAGUGGAGUUAGCCAACAUAAAUAGGUUACUUUUCCUCCCUGAACAGGUUGGUAUUACUAAGACUGAUGUUGCUGUCCAAACUUUAUCAGAAAUAAAUCCGGAUGUGGUUCUUGAGGAAAUCAAUAACAAAUCAUAUCCAAAACUAUGGCGGCACGCAGUGGAUUAA
Molecule: messenger RNA, 501 nt
Organism: Lactuca virosa
Lineage: Eukaryota; Viridiplantae; Streptophyta; Magnoliopsida; Asterales; Asteraceae
Source: the annotation of a GenBank genome assembly